Messenger RNA from Trematomus bernacchii (emerald rockcod), 3945 nucleotides. RefSeq lists its product as uncharacterized. The transcript is spliced from 18 exons. The record is from RefSeq and is a predicted model, not a curated record. Bases 9 to 1796 code for a protein of 595 amino acids. Lineage: Eukaryota; Metazoa; Chordata; Actinopteri; Perciformes; Nototheniidae.
GUAGCAACAUGGAGCCCAGGACACUACAAGCAAGUCUAACUUUGUUAAUACUUGUAACAAGCAGUUAUGGAGGACACUUAAAAUCAGGGCCCACUCUGAAAAUGGACCAGGCUUUGUUAAUAUUUCACAACCAGCUGGCAGAAGAAGUGCAGGUCUUUUACACAUCAGAUCACUGCUACAAGUGUCUGUACCAGCAUUUGGUCACCGUGAAGCCCAACAACAACAAUGCAUCUGUGGUGAUCAGCACAAAAUUCACUCUGACUAUGCAAGUGGACUCACAGUCCAGGAAUGCGACUCUCUGCAGGUGGAGUCAGACGUAUGGGGAAGGUGGUCAUUACUCUGUUUGGAUCCAGAUGUCCGAGUCUGCCAGCUGCACUGACGCUGUGGAUAAAAUCCCAAACAACGUCUACCUUCCUCUCCUGGUAGCAGCUCUCUUACUGGGCGUAAUCGCUCUCUUAUUCGCUGUGGCACCCUACAUCUUCAGGAGGCGUUGCUCCUCAGAAUGUAUUAAGUCCAUUUGCUGCCAAGGCUCACAGUACUCAGUGGAUAAUGAUGAGGCACAGGCUUGUGAGGUAGAGGAGGAAAAUGCCACUAAAGCCAAACCAACACGUCUGCACUCACUGGACACUUUCCGAGGGUUUUCCCUGACAGUGAUGGUGUUUGUGAACUACAGUGGGGGAGGCUACUGGUUCUUCCAACAUGCACCAUGGAAUGGCCUUACUGUGGGAGACAUUGUCAUGCCAUGGUUCGUGUUUAUUAUUGGGACUUCGGUGGUGUUGGCUCUCAGAUCCAUGCAGAGGAAAGGAGUCAGCCACCUGCAGCUGCUGCGCAAAAUCACCUGGAGAACAGUCGUCCUGCUGAUGCUCGGCUUCUGCUUCCUCAACUACUCUCCCAGAGACGGACCACUGUCCUGGUCCUGGCUGAGGAUCCCUGGGGUGCUGCAGCGUCUGGGCUUCACCUACUUUGUCCUGUCUCUCCUGCAGACUUUCUGGGGCCACGAAGAAAUCCCACUGCGAGCGCAUCACUGGUGGAACCCCGUCCAGGACGUGGUCCUGUACUGGCCACAGUGGCUGAUUAUCGUCCUGCUGGAGACUCUGUGGCUCUGCAUCACUCUGCUCCUGCCUGUACCCAACUGCCCCACAGGGUAUUUGGGAGCUGGUGGAAUUGGGGAUGACGGUCUUUACCCAAACUGCACUGGGGGCGCAGCAGGAUACGUUGACCGAUGGAUGUUUGGGGAUAACAUGUACAGAUACCCCUCAUGCAAAGAAUUGUAUCGCUCCACGCAGCCCUUUGACCCAGAGGGGGUUCUGGGUACAAUAAACUCUGUUGUCAUAGGAUUCCUGGGGAUGCAGGCUGGGAAAAUUAUCAUUUUCUACCGGGGGAUAAACGUCCACAUCCUCUGUCGAUUCCUCGUGUGGGCCGUCAUCCUGGGAAUCUCUGCAGCCAUCCUUUCUAAGUGCACGCGAGAUGGAGGAUUUAUACCUGUCAAUAAAAACCUUUGGUCGUUGUCCUUUGUGUUGUGUAUGGGCAGUGUCUCCUUCCUGCUGCUGGGAGGCAUGUACUAUGUCACUGAUAUCAAAGGCUGGUGGGGCGGGCAGCCAUUCAUAUACCCAGGGAUGAACUCCAUCUUUGUAUAUGUUGGUCACUCUCUCCUGGGGUUCUACUUCCCGUUCAGCUGGGAGAUGCGCUUCCAGGAGAGCCACUGGGAGCAGCUCUUCCAAAGCCUGUGGGGGACUGCACUGUGGGUGCUCAUCGCUUACCUGCUGUACAGGAAGAAAUUCUUCCUCAAAAUAUAAACCAGGAUGCUCAUCUGUCCUAUUUUACAUUCUGUAGAUACCAUUAUUUUACUGUUCAACUCUAACAAUCACUAUUUAUUGUAAGGUAUGUGGAAUACAAUAACUUCUGUGGGAAAUGUGUCCGACUGUUUUUGGCUUAAUCAGUUUAGUUUACUUUCCAGUAAUGUACAACCUACCCAUGUACAAUUGAGUUGUACUAAUGCUUACAUUUUUUUAUCAAACACUGGCUGCAUGAAAGCAAAAAUGAUGAAAAUGUAUGAAUAUCUAUGAAAACCUAAACAAGAUGUUUAUUCCACCGUCAGUGUGGGCAGCUGUGAAUUUAUUUGAUGCCACUUGUUUUAUGCACUGAAUAGACUGAUUAAAUCAAAUAUACUGAGGUGGUACUUAACAAAUUAGGCCGAGUGAUUCCACUACACACCAGGCCAGCCAUUAUGAGUCUGUUGCCAUGGCCACUCCUUCCCCUUCUGUGCGUGUGUGGAUACCAUCUGCUGUCCGAGUGACAGUACUUUAAUAGGGGUCAAGAUGCACGGCUCACAAAGGAGUGUCAUUAAUGGGAACGACACCUCUUGCACUCAUUGUAUUAGAAAAUCAGGGAAAUUACAGAAAUCCAAUUCAUCAGAGAACACAACGAGCCGCCUUCAAGAGCCUGAGCCCAUUUUACAUAUUCAACACAUGCUCACCAACUGAAACGGGGCUUAUUUUUAGAACAUAACGUUUCCACGUGGUUGAGUAUUGAGUGAUUUAUUGAUAUUUUUGUUUACAUGACGGUAUUGAACAUGCUGUGUGACUUUAGCAUCAGGUCAGGUGCUGUGUACAUCAUGAAAUUAACAUCUAGUUAAUGAAAUGACAGCAUCACGCUGCUCUUCCAGAGUGAAAUCAUAUUACACACUGCUCAGAUGGCGUAGUAACGGUGUAAUAUGCUGUAGUGAUUUUGGUAAUUAUCUUAUGAACAGUCUGGAUCCCUGUAGGUGCAUCCUGCCUUUUUGAACAGGACUCUAGUCCAUAAUUGCUUUCCCCAAACCACUGUGCAAGAAAUGGAAACACAUCUCCUCGAGAUGAAAAUAAAAUCAAUAGUGACUUACCACGGGGGUCUAAAAAUAUCGUUGUGUGUUUGCAUGCAUUGAUAAUGCUUUGUAUUUAAAUGUAAGCAUUUAGCUGAGUCAUUCUGAGAGACUUACAGGAACUACAACAGCACAAUGAGCUCCAUUAGAAACAUCCCAAGAAAAAAUGUUAAGGGUCACCAUAGCAAGGUCUAGACAGCCGAGAUGAUGAGCAUUGUGCUUAUGUUGCAGAUAACAUUUCUGCUGAACCCAUGAUACAGUAACAUUGUCAUAAAAAGCCCAUAAGAUAGCAUUGUGGUUCCACAUACCAUGACUACACCACAACAUUUCCUUGUCUUUAUUGAUUCUUGUUGAGCAUUAUGUCUCUUGAUACCUAUAGUCUGUCAUAUGGAAACUUUAUCCCAGAUGCAAUGUUCUCAUUGAGACCCCAUCUUCUUAUAUCACGUAAUGAUCUGCACGCUCUCCCUUGAUACAGAGAGCAGCAUUACAUUCAUCCUCCUAUAUCGUGUAAGUGACCAUUUGGGUAUCUGUUAACAUAUUGACGUCAAUUUCACAUUUGAAAAAAACAUAUCUUGAAGAAAGUGGACAUUUUCAAGCAAUAACUUUAAUUUAAAUGUAAUUAAAGGGUUUUAUUUUAGGGAUGGCUCGAUAACACUUUUAUCAUGUCCGAAACCUUAACGGAAACAUUAAGUAACGGCCUUGAGUCUUUUUCCCUCUUAAACUACUAAGCUGUUAAUAAUACAUGGACACACUUUUCUUAGCCAUCUACUCUCAUGCUCAAACUAGGAAGCACAAUUGUAUUCCCAUACACGGUUACACAAUACUUCUGGUGCUUUUUACUGUUCUUUUAGCAGUCCUUUUUAUUUGUUACAAAGAAAAUUGUAAUUCCGUGUAAAUUACUGGACGUAACUUAAAACUCAAUGUAGCCUAUAUCUCAAAAAGCUGUUUAAGGCUAAUGGAUUGUUUCUGUUGUGAUUUCUUUUUAAUUGGGUCCAGUGAUUGUGUCCAGGAUUGUACUGAUAGUAUAUCAUCCCCAAAAUGUUUUGUGGCUGAGCCUACAAAAUAAACAUUUAAACAGCUAAUCUGAA